Molecule: messenger RNA, 5587 nt
Organism: Neopsephotus bourkii (Bourke's parrot)
Lineage: Eukaryota; Metazoa; Chordata; Aves; Psittaciformes; Psittacidae
Gene: BACH1
Product: BTB domain and CNC homolog 1
Exons: 5
Coding region: 498-2795 (765 amino acids)
Biological process (GO): regulation of transcription by RNA polymerase II
Molecular function (GO): DNA-binding transcription factor activity, RNA polymerase II-specific; protein binding; RNA polymerase II cis-regulatory region sequence-specific DNA binding
Source: RefSeq, a predicted model, not a curated record
AGAAAGCCUUCACUUCAUAGGAUGCAACUUCUGUAGCAUGUGUAUUUUUGCUUGGCUCUUGCUGGUACCAUUGUUGUCUUAGUAGACCUUGAAGCAGAAGAACCACAGUUUAAUUUGUGCUGGUUUACUAUCGCACUUGCUAUUAAGCAUGUUACAGGUGUUGAUGACAAAAUACAGUCCUGUGUUUUAUUUGACAGCAGGUCUUUCACAGCUAGUCAUUAGGUCUGGAUGUUACGUUACUGAAUCCAAAUGUGUAUGGGUUCCCACUGUGUCUCAAUGACCAUUUGAUACUGGAUUUUCUUUUACAGGUCCUUAGAUUUACUGCCAAAUGUUUAGAUUGUAAGUUUGGAAAAUCAGCUAUGUCUUUCCUGAAAGUGCAAACCUUCUAAAUAAUAAAGAUAUGACUGUUACUGAUUUCCGUGGAUUUCUGUGCUCUGAUAUUUGAAGAACAGAAGCAUGCUUUCCACUGAGACUCACACUACCAUUUGUGAUACAGAAUGUCUCUAAGUGAGAAGAAUAGUGUGGUUUUUGCAUAUGAAUCUUCAGUACACAGUACCAAUGUACUUCUCAGUCUUGAUGAUCAGCGAAAGCAAGAUAUUCUUUGUGAUGUUACGAUUUUAGUGGAAGAUCAGCGAUUUCGGGCUCACAAAGCUGUGCUUGCAGCUUGCAGCAGUUACUUCCUUUCAAGAAUUGUGGGCCAAGUGGAUGCUGAUCUUAUCAUCACUUUGCCGGAAGAGGUAACACUUAAAGGAUUUAGUCCUUUGCUUCAGUUUGCAUACACAGCUAAACUUAUUUUAAAUAAAGACAAUGUGUCUGAAGUUUGCAAAUGUGCUGAAUUUUUGGGUGUGCGCAACAUUGAAGAGUCUUGCUUUCAGUUUCUCAAAUUCAAAUUUUUGGACUUCAAGUUGGAUCAGCAGGAUUAUCCUAGGAAGAAGUGUUGUACACAACGUUGUCAGAAAGCAAACCCCAAGAUUGGCAAUGUGGAUGAUGGAGACCUAGAAAUAGAUGAUGAAGCAGAAGAACUUUUAGAAAAAGAUUAUUUUCAAACUCCUGAUACAAAGUUCUGUAAAGAUGAUGAAAAUGCUAAAUCAUCACCGGCUCUCCAAGACCAUGCAAAUCAAGCGUGUGAUCCUGUGCAGUUAGAAAGGGGUAGUGUUUCCAGCUCAUCUUCCCAGUGCCCAAAGUAUAGGAAAUUCCAGAAAGCAUUUGGAAAUGACAAAGUUCAUGCUUCAGAGUCCAGUUCCAGUAUUAAAGACAUUCAGAUGCCGCCAAUUGCAACUUUACUUGAGAAGGAAAUAUCUGAUAGUGACGGUGUACAAAAAGCUCAGGAGUGUGUACCUAUGCAGCUGGUCUCAAAAUGUGAAGAGACUCAGGUAAAAAUGGAAGAAGGAGAGGAAGGCAUUGAGAAAAAGGAAGAGUCAGAGAGAGAUUCUGUGACUCAGAUUGUGUCAUGUCCAGUGGAGAAAAUGGAUCUUGCUGCUCUCGCCCAAAACUCUACUGCACCUCAUGGACUCAAUUCUGCAUCUUUUUUACAUACUUGUGAGCAAUAUGGUAACUUGAAUUUCAGUAGUAUGCAAAACACAGUCUUGGCUGAUAAAACUGUAUCAGGUACUACAGUUGGGAAUGACAAAAUUGAAAGUCAAGGUGACACACCUGCAAAGGUUGAUUUGUGCCCUAGGGAAGCCAGUAACAUUACAUCAGCUGGUGAUCGAAGCAGUGUGGAGAGAGAGGUAGCAGAACAUCUAGCAAAAGGAUUUUGGAGUGAUAUUUAUAGCACAGAAGCCUGUCAAAUACAUUUACCACCUGCAGCUCCACAAGAGAGCUUGGAGCCAGCAUAUUCAGGGAAAAAAACAGAGUGCCCAUGGCUGGGUAUCAGGAUCAGUGAAAGCCCUGAACCUUGCUCUCAACGAACUUUUACAACAUUAAAUUCUGUCAACUGCCCCUUUAUAAGCAACCUUAGUGCUGAAGGAUGCUCCAACAGCCCUGAAAUAAGCAGUGCAGAUUGUGUUCAGGGACAGCAACAAGAACAGUGUCCCUACAAUUACGUGAUAAGUUUGGGAGAGGAUUCUGAAACUGACACUGAGGGAGACAGUGAAUCCUGUUCAGCAAGAGAACAAGAAUGUGAGGUAAAACUGCCAUUUAAUGCCCAAAGGAUUAUCUCGCUUUCCAGGAAUGACUUUCAGUCAUUUCUGAAAAUGCAUAAAUUAACUCCUGAACAAUUGGACUGUAUUCAUGAUAUCCGAAGACGAAGUAAAAAUAGAAUUGCAGCACAGCGAUGUCGUAAAAGAAAACUUGACUGCAUACAAAAUCUUGAAUCUGAAAUUGAAAAACUGCAAAAUGAGAAGGAGAACUUGCUGAAGGAAAGAAACCUCAUUUUGUCAACUCUGGGUGAGACAAAGGAGAAUCUGACUGGACUUUGCCAGCAGGUGUGUAAGGAAGCGGCCUUGAGUCAUGAGCAAAUACAGAUACUUGCAAAAUACUCAUCCUCAGAUUGCCCACUUUCAUUUUUAUUCCCGGAGAGAGAACGAACAGCUCCAUCUGAUAGUGAGCUUGCAAUGCCAGCAUGUAUAGAAUUAGCAGACGGUCUUUCAGGUGUUACACCUACAAAUGAGCAGAGUUCUUGUUAUCAGAUUGUGAAAAGUGUGUGUGAUACAACAUACGAUCAAGUACGAGAACUUCAUCCAGUUUCUGUGAGAACAGUUGAGAAAGCCACACUUGUGGAACAGUGUGGACAGAGUGGAGGUAUCACAGACUUCUGUCAGCAAAUGACUGACAAAUGCACUACAGAUGAGUGAAUAUAUUCUCUUCUUACUGCCAGCAUCUCAACAUCGCAACUAAAAAUGAGAUUGAGCAUUAUUGCAAAGUAACUUACUAAGUGAAAGAAAAGAUGAAACUUUAUAUUUUGAAAAUACAUUGACGCUUACAUGGUCAUUAUAUUACUUGGCAAGCUUUGGGUUUGGUCUCUAAUUUAGAGUGUAAUUUGUAUGUGUCAGCCUUGGAGCUUUUUCUGUGUAGUGAUGCCAAGGAGAGUUCAGGAAAGCCAUUGGUAAGUAUAAACUGCUCAUAGAUGUUUUAUUUGUGAGAAAGUUUUCAUUCAGGUAUAGAGCAGCCUUCACUCUGAUUUAUGUCACAGUACCUAAUGCCACUUUGCAUCUCAAGAAAAGCCUCCUGUUCAUGCACAAUGACUUCUAUGCCUGGAAUUUUUAUCUCUAAGGAUUUAUUUAUUUUUUUCCCCUGGUAGGCAAACCUUACAAAGCAUACAUAGCUCUGUAAAUGUUUAUUUUGUAGAUGAGUUAGGAUAACAUGACAGUAUGAGGAGAUUCUGGCAAGUGUGCUCUGGAACAGCUCAUUGCUUCCUGCUGUUCGCAUCCCAGUACCAGAGCCAGCUUUUAUUGAAUAUAUACUUUUGUCUGAGCUCUCAGGUACGUAGUUAAGACAACUGGAACAGCGGAGAUGCUGCAGCAUACUGCUCUCUCCUCUAAACAAUGUGGGAGGAAUAACAACAUACUGGGAAAGGCAGAAGUUUUCAACUGAUGCAAUUCUUUGAUUAGUGUGCAUCUGAAUCCCAUAUGCUUGUUCAAAUUCUUUGCUGUAUUGUGACUUACUGUCCUAGAACUUUGAAGCUCGCUGCUGUUUGUGAUAAGUUGGAAUCAAAGUAUUGUGAAAGUUUAAGGACAGAUUAUAUACACAUAUGUAUAUAUAUAUCAAGGUAUUCAGGCACCAAAUUCUUCUAUUUCAGUGCCUAAUUGCCUCAAGUAAGUUACAAAUGUAUUUCUUCUGGGACCAGUAAGAUAUAUUUCAGAAUUUUAGUCUUCAGGAUACUACAAGUUCAGCCAUAAAAGUAUGUUUUCAGUGGCUUGUGCUAUGAGUAUAAACAUAUAGGAAAGAAGAAUAAGAAAAUGAGCUGAAGAGAUUUCCUUUAUUACUUUGCAAAGGAGAAAUUCUGCCACAAAAAAGUAAUCCCCAUUUUUUAGAUUUUUACAUGGCAGUCGAUGCGUAUUGUAUACCGAUGAUGCUUUGUUAUGUAGAUGUUAUUCUCACAUCAGAAAUAAGUGUUAACCUCGCCACAGAAAACUUUGGUUUUGCUGGUUUACAAAACAUGAAGAAUCUUGUACAAGCCAGUGGAAUUCUUUAUUUCCUACCUCAGAAUGUAUAUUAGCUUUUUGUCUUUGUGUGCAUGUACAGUAGGCAGCAACUGAGCAAAGGACUGUUGUAAAUACUGCUUUGCAGCUUUAUCUUGCAGUGAGACAAAACUUGUUCUUGGCAAGUUCUUCUUCUUCCUCCCUCCCCAUAGGUAAUAUAGCAUUAAUAAUUAUAUUGAGACUAUUAAGCCACUUAAAGCAAAAAUUAAAGAUUUGACAAAUUUCAGCAGUACGUCUCAUAACCAGCACGUAAUAUAAGUGACUACACUACCUCACCUAUGGGUUUGAAAGUUGAUUCAAAUCUCUAGUGAUAUCCUGGGAUUUUCAUAAUAUAUCAUUACUUUUUUAAGGGUAAAUUUUAUGUUAAUGGAGCAUAGCUUGUAUGAAUCACAGUGCUUGCAGCAGCUGAAAUUCAGAAAUACUGAAUGGCAGACAUCAUGAGACUUCUACUGCUUUGGAUAUAUUUUCAGAUAAUUGAAUUAAAAUUCUUUUAAAUGACUGUCACUGAUAUACGUUGAUUCUCUAUAUGUAUUACUCAUGAAAUGCUCUGGAUUUUUUUCUCCAGCGUCUGUAUGUCUGGUUAAUUUAAUCCUGCCUCCCUCUGUGCUGCCACCCUGGAGAGGGUUUUGUUCCUAAGUCUCUAUUUUAUUUAAAAAGCAAACAAUAAGAAACAAUUAAAAAAAAAAAAGGCCCCAAACUUCUCUACUGUCUAUACAUAAUAUCACUUCUAAAGCUGGUGAUAGUCGGAAAUGACGUGGAUGAUGACAUUAAAGCAUUGUCCUAAUAGUAUGCAUACUCUGAAAUGGAAUUACUUGGGUUAAAUGUUUGUUAUGAAGGGGUGGAGCAUACAUGUAGAGUAUGACUGGCUGGGAACUGAAAUGUAUCCAGUGGCCCAAGCCCUUGCCACACUUGGCUAUGGAUGUUGGAAAACAAAGUCAGUGAUUACUGAAUUCAGAGGCCAGAAUAUCCAGUUGUGCUCCACUGCUCCAGUCUGGUGAUCAGCCAGGGUCUGAAUUCCACCCCGCAAACAGUGCAGGACUUCCAGUGCAGAAAUCAUGGCUGUCAUUGACAUGUGAUAAAAUUAAUGUCAUGUUUUUAAACCUAUGAAGAACCUGAUGAAGUUUGAGGGUAGGUUUUUGCCUAACCAGCUGCAUCUAAAUAAUUUUAAACAUAUUUAUUUAAUAGAGUAGACCUACAAGUUGCAUGUUGACGUCUAUCGCCUAUACCAUCAACUUGCAAAAGUUAAGAAUGAAUGAUGAUUUUAUGAUACAGAAUUCUCAGGUAAAUGUUUUAGAGGUUUUUUUUUUCUUUCAGUAAAGAAAUAUUCGAUAUUGAAACUGUAAAAUACUUUGUUAAAGCAUGUUUUAAGUACUUUGGACAGACUAUCUUAAAGCCAUAAGAGUAUGAUGGCAUACAGAUUGUAAAAUAAACAGAUAAUUACAACA